CAAAGUAACAAACACACGGAAGUGAAAGUACAAGUGAAGUGUUUCCUAGUUCAGAAAGAUCCGAUGUUCAGUGUGUGUGAAAGAAUGAGCUCUUUACAAUUUGACGAUGUUUUACUUGAGAUUUCAAACCAGCUUUCCAGUGACGAGCUGGAGAAAUUGAAGUUUCUGUAUCGAGAGAAGAUCGGGAAAAAAGAUCGGGAGAAGAUCAACAGCGGAAUCAAACUCUUUCAGGUUCUGACAGAGCGAGGGGAGCUGGGAGCCGCUGAAACAGAGGCGUUGUCCGAGCGACUCCAACAAAUUCAACGACACGAUCUCGCAGACAAAUUAACCACGUUUGAAAGUCCGAGUGGAAACACUGACAGUGAACCGGACCAGGCGGAGAAAGCCAAACUGGACAUUGCCACGGAGGUGAUCGCAGAAAACGUAGGAAGGCAUUGGCGUAAACUGGGCCGCAAACUGGGUUUGAGUGAUGUCAAGUUGGAGUCCAUAGGCAGGAGGUAUCCCACAGAACUGGAGGAGACAGUAGUAGAGCUGCUGAAGGCGUGGAGAAAGAGUCGAGGAGCCCAGGCCCGAGCAAAGGAGCUGAUAGAAGCCCUGAGGGCGUGUGACUACAACCUGACUGCUGAUAAAGUGGAGGGCAAACUGGCAGCCCAAGGAUAUUGAUGGAGAUCAACAGAUGAGAUUGAGAAAAACUCAGUGAAAAUGAAAUGUACUACUAUAGCUAUAUAUUAAAUUAUGAUUGUUGAGAUGAAUCAAUUGACUUUCUGAAUGUCAUAAAAUGUAUAACAAUAGCUUUUUUUAUGUCUGACAAUUUAUUUUUAUGUUAUAUCAAAUGCAAAUUGUAUCUACAUGUGGGAUGACAUUUUCAGAUUUAAUUUCAUCAGUGCCAUUAUUAGAAGAGCAAGAAUGAUUUAAGUUUCCUGCAAUUGUAAAAGAGGACUGAACUGGUGUUCUAAACCUUUCAAGAGGAAAAGCUGAAGGACAGUCCUAUUUGAUACAGACUCCACUAUAAAAAAGCUGUACUUGUAUGUGCACUAACCUCACAUAAAGGUCCUGUUAUAAAGCAGGGGUAGUGAGUAUUAUUAGUAUCAAAUCAGUGGAUAUACUGUAGAUGUUGUGUACUGGGGGAAAUCCACUUAUUUGCUUUCAGUCAGAGACUUGGAUCAGAAGAUAAAUACGACUCACAUCUGUCUGUUAAUUAAAGAAUACAGCAACGGUGAAGUGCUGUUUUUCCUGAA
This is a messenger RNA of Hippoglossus stenolepis (Pacific halibut), 1238 nucleotides long. RefSeq names its product Fas (tnfrsf6)-associated via death domain (gene fadd). Bases 64 to 663 code for a protein of 199 amino acids. Gene Ontology annotation, biological process: signal transduction; regulation of apoptotic process. NCBI's taxonomy places the organism in Eukaryota, Metazoa, Chordata, Actinopteri, Pleuronectiformes, Pleuronectidae. The transcript is spliced from 2 exons. The record is from RefSeq and is a predicted model, not a curated record. Gene Ontology annotation, molecular function: protein binding.